AUGAAGAAUUCAAAGGCCCCUGGACCUGACAAUCUGCCCACUGACUUCUGGAAACUAAAGGAAGUGCGAGGCACAGGGAUACCUUGGCUGACUGAGUUCUUCAAUGCUGUAAUAAACAUUGAGCAUCUACCAACUGAUUGGUCAACAAGUGUAACAGUUCCCAUCUUCAAGAACAAGGGUGACCCAGUUAACUGUGCCAAUGCACCUUCUAUCUCACACUAUGUGCCAGAAAACAUAAGGGGACUUUCUGCCUGGCAGCAGGAAGAGAAAAUAAAAGAGGAUCUACAAAUCACAGAAGCCAUAAGACUUUAUAAAGACGCCAUCCUGAGACGAUUGGCUCAUGAAAGCUACACCCUCAUCACUCCUGGUGUUUUGCGAACAGACACAGAAGAGCAAAUUUUGGUGGAGGCCCAUGGAGACAAUAAUCCGAAACAGCUUAACAUCUUGGUUCAUGAUUUUCCACGAAAGCAGAAAGCCUUGUUCCACGGAAGAGUCGAUAUGGAUCCAGCAGGAGGCAUGCUUGUCACUCCAACUAUAAAGAGCUACAAAUGUGAAGCCCAGAAGGUAAUUUUGAUGUGUCAGGUUCAUGAUUCUCCAGGAAGUGAAAUGGUAGAACCUGGGAGGAAUUCAAGUGCUGACCCAGAAGUAUCUUUAACAGCAUUCGUUCUGGUUGUGUUGUUGGAAUCCAAAUCAAUCUGCAAUGAAUAUAUCCAUAGUCUAGAAAGCAGCAUAAAGAAUGCUACAGAUUAUUUACUCAAAAAGUACGAGAAACUGCAAAGGCCUUACACUAUAGCCCUCACAGCCUAUGCUUUGACUGCUGCAGAGCGUCUGGAUGAUGACAGGGUACUCAGGGCGGCAUCGACAGAAAAGAAUCGUUGGGAAGAAUAUAAUGCUCACACCCACAACAUUGAAGGCACUUCUUAUGCCUUGUUGGCCCUGCUGAAAAUGAAGAAAUUUGAUCAAACUGGUCCCAUAGUCAGAUGGCUGACAGAUCAGAAAUUUUAUGGGGGAACAUAUGGACAAACCCAAGCAACAAUUAUGGUGUUUCAAGGUCUUGCUGAAUAUGAGAUUCAGAUGCCUACGCAUAAGGACUUAAACUUAGAUAUUGUUAUUAGGCUGCCAGAGCGAAAAAUACCUAUAAACUACAGAGUUGAUGCUACCAAUGCUGCCCGAGCCCAGACAGCAGAGACUUCAAACAGGUAUCUGGGAGAAGUUGAUUCUACAAUGACAAUAAUUGAUGUUUCUAUGCUGACUGGUUUUCUCCCUGAUGCUGAGGAUCUUACAAGGCUUUCUAAAGGAGUAGAUAGAUACAUCUCCAAGUAUGAAGUUGACAAUAAUAUGGCUCAUAUUAUAUUAGACAAGAUUGCAACUAUUGCCCUCAAUGAUGUGAUUGCCAUUUGCAUACUUCACAACUACAUGCAUGUUUGCUUGGAACUAGUACGAUUGAUAUGGGCUCUGUGCUUCUCAGAUGAAAAAUGUACCAAGUUCUACCAUCCAGAUAAAGGAACAGGACUUCUCAAUAAGAUAUGUCAUGGUAGCAUUUGCCAAUGUGCAGAAGAAACCUGUUCCUUGCUCAACCAGCAGGAAAAGAUUGAUCUUCAGUUACGAAUUGAAAAAGCCUGCAAGGAAAAUGUGGAUUAUGUCUACAAAACCAAGCUGCUUCGAAUAGAAGAAAAAGAUGGUAAUGAUAUCUAUGUCAUGGAGGUUUUAGAAGUUAUUAAAAGAGGCACUGGCCGAAAUCCACAAGCAAAGGCCCACCAGUAUCUAAGUCAAAGGAAAUGCCAGGAGGCUCUUAAUCUGAAACUGGACAAUGAUUAUUUGAUCUGUUUCAGCAGUGACCUGUGGCCCAUGAAAGAUAAUAUUUCCUACCUCAUUACAAAGAACACCUGGAUUGAGAGAUGGCCAAGUGAAGACGAAUGUCAGGAUCAAGAAUUCCAGAAUUUGUGUGAUGACUUUGCUCAGUUGUCCAACACACUGACUAUAUUUGGCUGCCCUAAUUAA
Messenger RNA from Ahaetulla prasina, 2001 nucleotides. Its product is annotated as A.superbus venom factor 1-like. Gene Ontology annotation, cellular component: extracellular region. Gene Ontology annotation, molecular function: protein binding. The record is from RefSeq and is a predicted model, not a curated record. The coding region runs from base 1 to 2001 and encodes 666 amino acids. NCBI's taxonomy places the organism in Eukaryota, Metazoa, Chordata, Lepidosauria, Squamata, Colubridae. The transcript has 18 exons.